GGGCGCUACGAGCUGGAGCGGGUGAUAGACGACUUCAUAUUUCUUUGCUUUCUUUGCGGAAAUGAUUUUCUGCCGCAUUUGCCGCACCAGUCUAUACAGCGCGGCAGCAUAGACGCGCUGCUUGAGGUGUACGUACACCUCAGACCCCACACCCUCAGCAGCUACCUCACGCAUGCAGGCAAAGUCGACCUGCAGCAGCUGCAGCACUUCCUCGCGGCUUUCGCCAAAGUCGAGGAAGAACUCAUCAAACGCGAACUCAUCCGCAAGGAGCGCAUGCGGGAGAAGUACCACCAGGACCAGCAGCGGCUGCAUGGGGCCGCGGGGGCCCUCCAACAGCGGGACAUGCAGCAGCAGCCCCACUGGCAGCAGCAGCAGCAGCAGCAACAGCAGCAGCAGCAGCAGCAGCAGCGAAGUCAGGGGCUGCCUUCAAACGAAGAAGUUGCCCGCCAGCUGAAGCAAACACUCCUCAACAAAGGGGGCCCUAAGGCUUCUGAUGGGGGCCCUUCUGCUGCAGCAGCAGAAGGUUCAGAUGCAGCAGCAGCAGCAGCAGCAGAUGAUGAGGACGACGCAGAUGGCGCCGACACUGUGGCAGAAAAUGGGGAGGGCUGCGCAGCCUCCCCCUCAGCAGCAGCAGCAACAGCAGCAGCAGCAGCAGCAGCAAGUGAGGACGCGUCGCGCUGCGGCUCUCGGCGUCCGGCGAAGCGGCCGAAGGGCGACGAGGACGCAGCAGCAGGAGAAGCAGCAGCAGCAGCAGCAGCAGCAGGAGGGUCGCGGAGCCGGCAAGAAGACCUGGAUUUGUUUCGAGCGCGCAUGCAGCAGCUGCUGAACAGCUCGAGGGAGUUGGGGCUGCAUGCGCUGCUGCAGGAAGGAGCAGCAAGCGGGCUGGGGUGCCGCAGCAGAGAGCAGUGGCGGCUGCUGUACUACCAGGAGAAGUUCCGGCUGGAAGCAGGAGACUCUGUUGCUGCUGCUGCUGCUGCUGCAGCAGACCACUACCUCAGGGGCCUCCAGUGGGUGCUGCUUUAUUACUGCCAGGGCUGCAGCAGCUUCGACUGGUUCUUUCCUUUCCACUUCGCGCCCCUCGCCCUCGACCUCUGGCACGCAGCAAAGAGGCGCGUC
This is a messenger RNA of Eimeria tenella, 1116 nucleotides long. Its product is annotated as exoribonuclease, putative. The record is from RefSeq and is a predicted model, not a curated record. Gene Ontology annotation, cellular component: nucleus. Gene Ontology annotation, molecular function: 5'-3' RNA exonuclease activity; RNA binding. The transcript is spliced from 2 exons. Lineage: Eukaryota; Apicomplexa; Conoidasida; Eucoccidiorida; Eimeriidae. The annotation marks the transcript as partial. Gene Ontology annotation, biological process: nuclear-transcribed mRNA catabolic process.